This is a messenger RNA of Myotis myotis, 1345 nucleotides long. It is a transcript of the gene DRAP1, whose product is annotated as DR1 associated protein 1. Bases 276 to 977 code for a protein of 233 amino acids. NCBI's taxonomy places the organism in Eukaryota, Metazoa, Chordata, Mammalia, Chiroptera, Vespertilionidae. The record is from RefSeq and is a predicted model, not a curated record. Gene Ontology annotation, molecular function: transcription corepressor activity; RNA polymerase II general transcription initiation factor activity; protein heterodimerization activity. The transcript has 7 exons. Gene Ontology annotation, biological process: transcription by RNA polymerase II; positive regulation of transcription by RNA polymerase II; negative regulation of transcription by RNA polymerase II. Gene Ontology annotation, cellular component: nucleus; negative cofactor 2 complex.
GUGGCUAACGUUCGCUCUUCUGGCCGGCGGACCGGCAGGAGCGGCGGUGCUGCCAAGGCCUGACGCGCACCGCCCGGGAGGCUCCGAGGGAGGGCACUGGGCCCUGAGGGCGGCGUCCCCACCGGCGGCGCUAGGACCCAGUGGGGAGCGGCGGGGGCGGAGCGGGCGGCACCAGGACCCGGGGGAACCUCGGCGGGCGGGCGGGCGGUGAGCAGGCCCCGGGCCGGGAGGCUGCGGGCGGCGGCGCUGGGCCCGGCGCGGCGAGAGGCCCGGAGAUGCCGAGCAAGAAGAAGAAGUACAACGCGCGUUUCCCGCCGGCGCGGAUCAAGAAGAUCAUGCAGACGGACGAGGAAAUUGGGAAGGUGGCGGCGGCGGUGCCCGUCAUCAUCUCCCGGGCCCUGGAGCUGUUCCUGGAGUCGCUGUUGAAGAAGGCCUGCCAGGUGACCCAGUCCCGGAACGCCAAGACCAUGACCACAUCCCACCUGCAGCCGGGCGCUGCCAGAGGCCAUCCCCUCCCGCCUUUCAGGAAGCAGUGCAUUGAGCUGGAGCAGCAGUUUGACUUCUUGAAGGACCUGGUGGCGUCUGUGCCUGACAUGCAGGGGGAUGGGGAAGACAACCACAUGGACGGGGACAAGGGUGCCCGCAGGGGCCGGAAGCCAGGCAGCAGCAGCCGGAAGAAUGGUGGGAUGGGAAGCAAAGGCAAGGACAAGAAGCUAUCAGGGACAGACUCGGAGCAGGAGGAUGAGUCCGAGGACACUGACACUGAUGGGGAAGAGGAGACACCGCAGGCCCCACCCCAGGCCAGCCACCCCGCUGCCCACUUUCAGAGGGAAAUGGGAUGCGGUCUCCCACCCAACACGAUGAAGUCUGACGCCACCAAGUGCUGCAGAGGAGGUGGCGACUCCCAAACUCAAGCUGUUGGUGGGAAUAUCAGUUGGUGCAACCACCUUAGAAAACGGUUUCUCAUUGAGUCUUAAUACACGCUUUCCUGCCAUGUAGCAGUGCCCCGGGCACACGUCCACCACAAGACACCAGCAUGCUCAUAGUCCCCAGUGGAAACCAGCCCGAAUGCCCAUCAGCAAGAGCACGGGUAAGUCAGUGGUAGGAUGUUGCUUCACCGAACAGCAAUAAAGAAGGAGCCAGGCCCUAGCCAGUUUGGCUCCGUGGAUAGAGCAUCGGCCCUUGGACUGAAGGAUCCUGAGUUUGAGUCCAAUCAAGGGCAUGUACCUGGGUAGCAGACUCAAUACCCAGCCCUGGUAGGGUGCCUGCGGAAGGCAACCAAUCGAUGUCUCUCUCUCACAUCAAUGUUUCUGUCUCCCCCUUCCUUCCACUCUCUCUAAAGAAA